GAGCAAGUCCGCCAGUCGCGAUCCAGGACAGCGACACCUCACUCUGAAAUCACACUACUAAACCCGAAGUGUAACCGCUUAUCGGAAGGACCGAUAGCCCACUCUGACUUCAGCGUGGGGCAGCCAGGCACGUUGCUGAAAGAAAACGAGACACGGGAAAGGUGCUGUCUGAGCAACCAUCCUCACUUGCCUCGACCUCUUGCGACACAUUCAUUCACCUCUUGCCCGCGACACGAACACAUUCAACCCCGCUUCACGUUUCUGAGCAACGAGCUCAACCAAAACACCACUUUUCCAAGCAUCUCCUACCCAGCAUGGCUCAAAUCACGUUGAGUCCGCCUUCAAUGCCAUGGGGAAAGAAGCGCAUAGCUGUCAUGACCUCGGGAGGUGACUCCCCGGGCAUGAGUGCAGCUGUGCGAGCUGUUGUGCGUCAGUCGCUGGCCGCUGGCUGCACCGCAUACGCUGUUUACGAGGGCUACCAAGGUCUGGUCGAUGGCGGGGACAUGAUCCGAGAGAUGAAGUGGGAAGACGUGCGAGGAUGGAUCUCAGAAGGCGGCACACUCAUUGGCACAGCACGAUGCAAAGCAUUCAUGGAGCGUGCAGGGCGGCUCACUGCUGCGAACAACAUGAUCGAGAAGGGCAUCGACGCUCUGGUCAUCUGCGGUGGUGACGGAUCAUUGACAGGAGCAGACAAGUUCCGAGCAGAAUGGCCGAGUCUCAUGGACGAGCUCGUGUCCACCGGCAAGCGCAAGGAAGACGACGUGAAGCCAUACAGACAUCUCAACAUCGUUGGACUGGUGGGCUCGAUCGACAACGACUUGAGCAGCACAGACGCGACAAUCGGCUGCUACAGCUCACUCGAACGAAUUUGCCAAUCGAUCGACUACAUCGAUGCUACUGCGCUCUCGCAUCAGCGUGCCUUCGUCAUCGAAGUCAUGGGCCGACACUGCGGAUGGUUAGCACUCAUGGCAGGAGUGGCUUGCGGAGCCGACUUCGUCUUCUGUCCAGAGAACCCACCUUCGGAGAACUGGGAGGCGGAGAUGUGCUCAAUCGUGAAAAAGCACCGCCAAAUGGGCAAGAGAAAGACUAUUGUGAUUGUUGCGGAGGGUGCUCACGAUAGGAAUCUGAACCACAUUACGCCUGUCAUGGUCAAGGAUCUGCUGUCAAACAGCGUCGGUCUCGAUACCAGAGUGACUACUCUGGGCCACGUUCAGCGUGGUGGUCCUCCUUGCGCAUACGACCGCAUGCUUGCAACCCUGCAAGGUGUUGAGGCUGUCAAGGCCGUACUCGAAGCUACUCCGGAAACUCCGUCGCCUGUUAUCUGUAUCGUAGAGAACAAGAUCGUACGGAAGGACUUGAUGGAAGCUAUCCGACUGACCAAGAAGGUUGCUGAAGACAUCGCAAAGAAGGACUUCGAUGCCGCGAUGAGAGGACGAGAUGCGGAGUUCGCGGAAUUUCAGCAAGCGUUCAAUAUCACGACAGCAACAGACAAAACAGACAUGCUGCUCCCUCCGGAGAAGCGUAUGAGGGUUGGUAUAAUACAUGUGGGCGCGCCCGCCGGUGGUAUGAACGCCGCGACUCGCGCUGCUGUGGCAUACUGCCUGACCAAAGGCCACACGCCAGUGGCUUUGCACAACGGCUUCCCUGGUCUGUGCCGCCAUCACGAUGACAAGCCACUUGGCUCGGUGCGUGAAGUCAGCUGGCUGGAAGCUGAGAACUGGGGCUCGAAGGGUGGCUCCGAGAUUGGCACGAACCGCAGUCUGCCUUCUGAGGAUUUCAAGACGGCGGCUUUCUGCUUCGAGAAGUACAAGAUUGAUGCUCUAUUCGUCGUCGGUGGCUUCGAGGCCUUCACGGCCGUCUCGGAGCUCCGCAAGGCUCGUGCAGAGUACGACGCAUUCAAGAUCCCGAUGACGAUUCUGCCUGCGACUGUGUCCAACAACGUUCCUGGCACUGAAUUCUCGAUCGGCUCCGAUACUUGCUUGAACGCCCUGAUUAGCUAUUGCGACGCCAUCAAGCAGUCUGCAUCUGCAUCUCGUCGCCGAGUCUUUGUGGUCGAGACCCAAGGUGGUGCUUCCGGAUACAUUGCCACACUCGCAGGCCUUUCGAUCGGAGCGGUCGCCGUCUAUACGCCAGAAGAAGGCAUUCACCUCAACAUGCUUGUCGAAGAUAUCAAGUUCCUCAAGGACCAGUUCGCCAAAGACGCAGGCCACACCAGAUCUGGCAAGAUCAUCCUUCGAAAUGAGAAGGCCAGCAAAGUCUACACGACACAGUUCAUUGCCGACGCUAUUAAGGAAGAGUCCAAUGGAAGGUUCGACUCAAGAUACGCUGUGCCAGGUCACUUCCAGCAAGGUGAUAUUCCGUCGCCAAUGGAUCGUGUGCGUGCUGUACGUUUCGGUGUCAAGUCCUUGCAAUACCUCGAAUCUUUCGCCGGCAAGUCAAAGCAAGAAAUUGCAGAUGACCCAAUGUCCGCGACGGUCAUUGGAAUCCGAGGUGCACGAGUCAAGUUCAGCGCCAUGGAGAAGAUCGAGCGCGAGGAGACUGAUUGGAAGGAUCGUCGACCAAAGGAUGAGUUCUGGAUGGGCUUGACUGGCGUGGUUGACACUCUUUCUGGUCGUCCUAAGGCAAAGCGCUCGACGAUGCCUAGCAGCCCUGCCGCACAGGGCCAGGAAAAUGGCGCGGCCAAAUAAGUUCUCUGAUUGCGGACGGCUUCUGAGCGUGAGAGUUUUGGCGUUGUUGAGUGGCAUCCUCCAGCGAGCGAGUGACCCAGGCCCAGUGCCUCUUGAGCUUUAGAUGUUAUUUCCUCUCCCAUGUUAUGACCUUGAAUGAGAAAAGUGACGAUUGUAUAUUCCAUCAGCGAUCUCUCAAACAGUGCAAAGAUGUUCUAGUCUUUCGUGAAU
Cercospora beticola is the source of this 2897-nucleotide messenger RNA. Its product is annotated as ATP-dependent 6-phosphofructokinase. Gene Ontology annotation, biological process: canonical glycolysis; fructose 1,6-bisphosphate metabolic process; fructose 6-phosphate metabolic process. Gene Ontology annotation, cellular component: mitochondrion; 6-phosphofructokinase complex; cytoplasm. Lineage: Eukaryota; Fungi; Ascomycota; Dothideomycetes; Mycosphaerellales; Mycosphaerellaceae. Gene Ontology annotation, molecular function: identical protein binding; 6-phosphofructokinase activity; fructose-6-phosphate binding. The record is from RefSeq and is a predicted model, not a curated record.